Messenger RNA from Ailuropoda melanoleuca (giant panda), 995 nucleotides. RefSeq names its product mitochondrial ribosomal protein L48 (gene MRPL48). The transcript is spliced from 8 exons. Lineage: Eukaryota; Metazoa; Chordata; Mammalia; Carnivora; Ursidae. Gene Ontology annotation, cellular component: mitochondrial ribosome. Bases 120 to 758 code for a protein of 212 amino acids. The record is from RefSeq and is a predicted model, not a curated record.
CGGUCGCAUAUUGUUACUGGACACGUCGAGGCGUUCCGUCAGUGUUUUCAGACGCCCGGGGAUCGCUGCAGGUUGGGCCGGUCUUCAGCUUACGCAGUUACCGGCCACAGCCGCAAAGGAUGACCGGAGCUCUGGGAAAGGUGCUGUGUCUGAGGAAUGAUACCAUUUUUAAGCAAGUCUUUUCUCUAUUAAGGGUCAGAACUUCAGGAGAAAAUCCCAUCUGUUCUGCAGGUGGCAUUCUGCUGAGUUCCAGUCGACACUACAAGACAAAGCCUACCCAUGGCAUUGGAAGAUACAAGCAUCUAGUGAAAGCACAGGAGCCCAAGAAGAAGAAAGGAAAAGUGGAAUUGAGACCCAUUAAUUUGGGGACAGAUUAUGAAUAUGGGGUUUUAAAUAUUCACCUGACUGCAUACGACAUGGCCCUGGCAGAGAGUUAUGCCCAGUAUGUUCACAACCUCUGCAACCAUCUCUCCCUUAAAGUUGAGGAAAGCUAUGCUAUGCCCACCAAAACCAUGGAGGUGUUGCGGCUACAGGACCAAGGCCGGAAAAUGCUCCUGGACUCAGUUCUUAGCAUCCAUGAACGAGUGGUUCAGAUCAGCGGUUUGAGUGCUACAUUUGCAGAGAUAUUCUUGGAAAUAAUCCAAAGCAAUCUUCCCGAAGGAGUCAGAUUGUCAGUGAAGGAGCACACUGAAGAAGACUUCAAGGGAAGGUUCAAAGCUCGGCCAGAACUGGAAGAACUGUUGGCCAAGUUGAACUAGCUCAUUGCAGACCCUUUCAUGUCAGGAUGGGUGAUAAUUGAGUGCCAAGUGGAAGAUCUUCUUGGGUGGUCAAAGUUAAGCAGAAGACCCUGAUCCUAUUUAGAUAUCAUAACUACCCAUCCCCAUUAGCCAGGAAUGCCUCCUCUCUUGUAUGGAGGAGUGCUUGCCAAUUGUUACCACUUUCCUUCGAGCCAACCUAACACAUCCUCCAUCUAAUAAAAAUCUGCAGCUGGUGGG